Messenger RNA from Solanum dulcamara, 1964 nucleotides. Its product is annotated as F-box protein At5g07610-like. Gene Ontology annotation, molecular function: protein binding. The coding region runs from base 324 to 1622 and encodes 432 amino acids. The record is from RefSeq and is a predicted model, not a curated record. The transcript is spliced from 4 exons. Lineage: Eukaryota; Viridiplantae; Streptophyta; Magnoliopsida; Solanales; Solanaceae.
GGAUAAAAAAUUAAAUUGCUCAAUCCACUCUUCUUAGCCCCCUUUAAUUACGAAAAUAACAGUAAAAAGUAUAUUCAUGCGGUGCCAAAAUAUAUUUUCCGUUUCCUUAAAGCCAAAGCUGCUCUCCUCUUCAAACUAUAACUCUCAUUCAGUUUAGUUUUCAACUCUCUGGUCUCCACGCGUUUUUUUCUCGUCUCCGUCGUCGUUAGGGUUUUCCGGCGGUUCUCUCCGAUUCUUUCUUGGUUUUCCGGCAACUUUAUUCACCAGAAUCUGCGCGCAUUGCACUCUAAAUAUGGCGUGUUCUGACAUUGACACGAUGACUGAUGAAUCUUUGGAGGACGAUAUCUAUUCCGACUCCUCUGACAGUUACGUUGCUAUUAAACCUCAGGGUGGUGGGAUUAACUCGGUGGAGAUUUCUAUUAUGUCCAUUGGCGGAUGGAAGACAUAUGAAAGUUUGUCUAAUCGGUAGUGGUUUAGCAUUGUAUGACUUGAGGACUGCUGCUUCUAAGGAGGAAGGGUACAAUUGUUCUGAAUUUCCUGCAGACAUCAUAAUGAGAGUGGACAUGAAGAUCAAAGAUGUAGCGAAGAGACAUGUACUGCCUUUCCUCCCUGCUAAAUCACUGAUGAAGUUUCGGGCUGUGUCAAAAGAAUGGAAUCAGUGGAUAGCUAGUCCAUUACUCGCGUACAAUCAGAGUUUCACAUUCCAGAAACUUUCAGGCUACUUUUAUCAAAGACUGGGCUUUCAAGAUGAUCCUCCUAUAUUUUUGUCUCUGCAUCGUUCCGCGAACGGAGUCCCGAGUCCUUCUCUUGGUUUCUUGCCUGAGAACGUUAAAGUACUAAGUUCUAGCAGCGGGUUGCUCCUUUGUCAGGGGCAGGACAGUUAUUACGUUUGCAAUCCUGCAACCAAAGACUGGAAAAAGCUCCCUCCUCCUCAAUAUUACCACGGAUCUGAUCCAGCAGUUGUUCUUGCAUUUGAUCCUCAGUUUAAUAUUGAAUCAUUUUAUCACGUGGUCGCUGCAGUCACUGUUCUUGAUCAUCCAGUUGUCUGCUUUGAGAUUUACUGUUCUGAAUCAGAUUCAUGGAAGUGCUCUCCUUCAGACUGUCUAGAGCUGGAAAAUACAAGUCUUGCAGGUGGAGGAUUUUAUAUGGAGGGGGUGGCUUACUGGAGGAAUACAUCAUCAAAUGAAGUGAUAGCAUUCGAUGUGAAAAAUGAGAUUGCAGCAGUUCUACAUGUACCUAUUAUUCAAUCCGAGCAACGUGGUGCCUUAACGCAGAUAGGAGAUGAGGUGUGCUAUGUUACUGCUUAUAAUGACAGUGGAAAUGUUUUCGUAAUAGAUAUCUAUGGAGGUGUGGACAUGGGCCUGAAGCGCAGUGUCAGUGUAAAUCUUGGAAGCAAGAAGCCUCGUACUCAAGUGUCUGGGAUACCCAUGGAGGAGUGUUGUGAAGUACUACCCUGUACUGACAGUGAAACUGUGGUGAUCCACACGGACACAACGAUAUACUUUUAUCACCUUAGGGAGCAGAAGGUUGAGACACUGCUGAGUCCGGGACGAGUGGAUACUCAUAACAGGUUCUUACCCUACAUAAACAGCCUCGUUAUGGUACACAGAUCUGGAGAAUAAGAAGUAAUACCCUGUAUUGACAGUGAUACUCUGUGGUGAUCCACAUGGUCACAAUGAUAUACUUUUAUCACCUAAGGAAGCAGAAGGUUGAGACACUGUGGAGUCCGGGACGAGUGGAUACUCAUAAGAGGUUCUUACCCUACAUAAACAGCCUCGUUAUGGUACAGGGAUCUGGAGGAUAAGAAGUAGUACCCUUGAUGAUGUUUCAUUUGGACAAGUAGUAUGAUUUGUUUUUGUCCUUUGUUCAUUUUACCUUCUUGCUGCUAGUUUUUAGUUUCUGUUCUUUCCUUUGUUACAUAAACUAUGUUUGAAAUGAAUAAUCAGUUACUCUUUUAACAAUAA